AUGACCACGGUUCUUGUUGAAUACGACGACGUGGAAUGGCACAGACGAGAAUGGUUAUCACCGCAUCGAGACACAGCCUUUACAUAUUUUCUCAUCGAAAAAGGAGUUUUUUGGGCAGAGCGUCCAGAUCCACGACAAAACGGUCUCACUGCCAUCGAUCAAUACAAUCACAACAACCAUACAAAUAAUAAUCACCGCAUUAACGGCAAAUCUAAAGGAUCAACAUCCGCAAAUACCGUUCCUUGGCCUGCUAUCGGAUUUUAUCCACUUGUAGCAAGAGAAGAUUUACACGAAGACAUGAUGCCUGUUGAGUUUAUAAAUGAUAAAAAAUUGGAAUUCGUCGAUUAUACAAAACUAAAACCAUUUACGCAGCAAGAUUGGGAGCUAACGAAAGGAAGUUUACCAUGGGCAAAUGCUAUAAGAAGAUGGGCAGAGAUGCAGGAUGGUCAAAGGAUUUUAUUAACCACACCUAGUGUUCUAGUUGGCUUCAGGGUCGAGGUUUAUCGCGCUGAAGGCACUACCCAAUGGUAUACAGCUGUCAUUGUCGGUUACAACGAAUCAACCAAGGAUUUAACAGUGACUGACGACACCGUGCUUGAAGAGCACAAUGAAGAUCCACGAUUAGUUCAAAUGCGUUUGAUUGGGGAUGGAGAGAGUAUCAUGAGGGGCGAGGUUGUCGGCAUGACGCCGAGGAGGUCGAGGUCGUCGACUGGCCUGAUGACGCACGCAAUUGUCGUCAAAAUUUGUUAA
Messenger RNA from Cotesia congregata, 750 nucleotides. Lineage: Eukaryota; Metazoa; Arthropoda; Insecta; Hymenoptera; Braconidae. The record is from the annotation of a GenBank genome assembly.